Molecule: messenger RNA, 971 nt
Organism: Rhodofomes roseus
Lineage: Eukaryota; Fungi; Basidiomycota; Agaricomycetes; Polyporales; Fomitopsidaceae
Product: V-snare-domain-containing protein
Exons: 5
Coding region: 107-826 (239 amino acids)
Biological process (GO): endoplasmic reticulum to Golgi vesicle-mediated transport; vesicle fusion
Cellular component (GO): SNARE complex; ER to Golgi transport vesicle membrane; endoplasmic reticulum membrane
Molecular function (GO): SNAP receptor activity; SNARE binding
Source: RefSeq, a predicted model, not a curated record
CCUCAACUGCGUGGCUCUCUUGCCUUGUUCCUCCUCCCCUGUGUACUUGUACUUCGCGCGAAUCCAUUUUGUUUUAGCUCAACCCAGACUGCAAACCUCUGACACCAUGAACUCGCUAUAUACCCUUGGCGUACGCCAAACAAACUCCAUACAGGCGGACUUGGAACGGUUACGGAAUGGCGACAAGUCUGCUGCAUUGCUAGGGCAGAUAUCUGCAUCGUUGGCUGCCAUGCACCGGACCGUGGAUGACUAUGACUCAAUGGCGAAGAGGGAGAUCAUCAAGGCGAAACAGGAGAAGGCUAUGAUGCGUGUCCAGAGAUUUCGAACCGACUAUGCAGAGUUCCGUGGGCAAUUUGAGAAGUUUAAGGUUGAGCAAGAAGCAGCAGCGCGUUCAGAACUAUUGGCUGCAUCGUCAUCAUCCACGACACCGUUGUCAGCCGGAAUGGCACGACAACGAUUCAUGGCGGGUCAACAAUCAAAUUCGAGCGACGUCUCGGGGUCACCUUUCCGAAAUCCGUCCGCAAUGCCAAUGUCCGACCUGCGCGAGCAACAUGCUCUCCACGAACACACCUUCAUACAUAAUACCGAGUCGCGGUUGGACGACUUCAUUGCGCAGGGGCGCGCAGUGCUCGACGACCUCGUGGAACAGCGGACAGUUUUGAAGGGUACACAGAAGCGUUUAUUAGAUGCAGCCAACACGUUGGGUCUGAGUAGGGAUGUCAUUGGAUGGAUAGAGCGGAGGAGUACACAAGAUAUGUACAUCUUCUUUGCUGGGGCGAUCUUCACAUUCGUUUGUUUCUACCUGAUAUGGAGGUAUUUUGGAUGAGGUUGCUAGGACUUCGAGCUAUCUGGGAUGGACCAUUGCAUGUAGCUACUUAGUACGAUACUAUCCUUCUACAUAUCUACUCCGACGGCGACAUCGUCCUGUCUCUUCCGUCAUCGAACAAACCUGAGUCAAUAUCAGUUGCCGC